This is a messenger RNA of Cuscuta europaea, 520 nucleotides long. The record is from the annotation of a GenBank genome assembly. NCBI's taxonomy places the organism in Eukaryota, Viridiplantae, Streptophyta, Magnoliopsida, Solanales, Convolvulaceae.
CUCAUACUGGUGGCUCCUCUGUUCCCAGGGCAUCUCAACCGCACUAUUGCCCUUCUGCAGCCGUGGCAGCACCCACCUCUGAAGCCAUACCUUCUUCUCAUAUGCUAGAGCAAUUUCAGCAGUAUAAGGCUUUCAUGGAAGCUAUUCAGGAAGGAUCUUCCCAAGCUUCUGCCAUGUCCUCUAUUCACUCAGGUUUGCAUGGCUCCAAUGUCACAGGAUCGGGAAUCCAAGAAGCAGAUUGGGACUGGCUGUAGAGUUAGUGACCUCUAUAUCCUGGAAUCCUUGCACCUCCCACUGAAGUCUUCCCCUGUUGCUGCUUCGUCUUUUCGUUUAGACCACACAUCUUCCCCUUUUUAUCUUUGGCAUUCUCGAUUAGGACAUUUGUCUAGUGAUCGUCUUAAGAUUUUAGCUCAAUCAGGUCAUUUGGGUAACCUUUCUAUUGGUGACAUUUCAGAAUGUAGUGGUUGUAAACUUGCCAAGAUGUCUGCAUUACUUUUUAGUAAAAGCGCUUCCAUUUCUU